Messenger RNA from Octopus sinensis (East Asian common octopus), 1540 nucleotides. Its product is annotated as chloride channel CLIC-like protein 1. Bases 167 to 1312 code for a protein of 381 amino acids. Gene Ontology annotation, cellular component: membrane; endoplasmic reticulum. The transcript is spliced from 8 exons. The record is from RefSeq and is a predicted model, not a curated record. Lineage: Eukaryota; Metazoa; Mollusca; Cephalopoda; Octopoda; Octopodidae. Gene Ontology annotation, molecular function: chloride channel activity.
CUACAAGAUUUUAUACUAUAAAUACCAUUGUUAAACUUUCAUAAUUGUUCAUCUGCACAAUACAAUUUGUCAGUGAGUUCAAUAUCCUCUCCAUAACCAAGAGGAUGUCAAAUGCAAGGAAGAAGGCCGUAAUUUUGGAGUAAAAGUCCUUUCAAUCAAAAGCAUAAUGAAGCCAUCUAAAAUGUAUUUAACUUUGGUCCAGAUCCUUACACUGACUUGUAUUUUAAACCAGCACACUGUCCAUUCUGAUUUAUGGGAGAGAUUUCCAAAUAUUGAACAGACAUGUUCUCAAGACCUGGUAGUGAAACAAUUUGUGAGAAAGUUGCUGUCAAAAUUACCAGAUGUAAAGCAGUCAACAGCUAAUCAGGAAGAAUCUCAAAAGAAAACUGACUACGAAUUAUUUUUUGAAUUGUCAAUUACUGACCACAAAAUCCUACAUGAGUUUGUGAAUGGCCAAACCAACUUUGAUGAUGUUGUAGAAGUAUUGUCACAUAUGGUCAAAGAUAUAACACCUUUUAAUAGUAAUUAUAGUGGCUCAACUUACUUCAGAGAAUAUUUUGUGGACUCAGUUGAAAUGUGUUUUCUUGUUGCUGUAUGUGUGAUAAUAGCCACCACUUUCCUGUUUAACUUGUUUACAGCAAAAAGGAUCUCGAAACUUAUAGUAGUGACGUUUUUUAUCAAUAUUAUGUGGAAUUGGUUCUAUCUGUAUGAGGAGGAAAAAGCAAAAACUUAUCAUGCUUUGCAACAAGGACCUCCUAAAGGCUGUGUAAGGGAUGACAAGUCUUUUAAAACACUGCUUGUAGAAUGGUUUUCAGUUCAAAAAGAUGAAUGUCUAACAUAUCUAGUUUAUGUUGAUAUAAGUCCGUUUUUCAGAGUACGCCCUUACGAGGCCCUAAGCAUUAGUAUGACCAAUAUUAUAUUCAAACCGUUUCAGUACAUUGGACAGCAUAUUAGCACCUUCAUCCGUGAUAUAUGUGCACCUCUACCACUUUACAUGCAGCCAAUCAUAAUAUUGCUGAUGUUCUUUUCGAUGCUGGUUUCGCUGAUGAUCCUAAGUGGUUACUCUUUUUCUACCUUCUUUUUCUCUAUCAGUAAAAAGAACAACAAUGACAACAACAAGGACGUUCUCAACAAACUUCUACAAAAAUUGGAGUACUUAGAAGACAACCAACCAACUAAAGAUCAAAUCGAAGAUGUUGCAUCAUUAUUAAAGAAAUACAUAAAGACCAGUGAAGACUUAAAAUCUUUGGAGGACAAAAGUAAUGACUCGGCCAUAAUGGCUAGUGGUGAUGCUGAUCUUAUGGCUACAUAAGGAUCCUUAUUUAAUAUCAGCAGUGGCAUAUAUAAAUAUGGCUAAAUCAAUUAAUCCUACUAAUAAUGAAAUAACAGCCAAACCUGGACAAUAUGUACUACCAUUGAAAUAUUAUGUAAAGUGUCUGAUUGAGAAAAUAUGUAAUAAGAAUGCAAAUACAAGCUCUAAGAAGGACCCUUGAAAAGGAAAAAGCUCAAACUGACAAAAGCAUUAGAGUAUCACCAAGAA